GGACUUGGGGAUUCGCCAUUGUAAUAACCGGAAAUUGAACAGAGUGAUCUUCUGGUUCUCGUCGAAGCUGUGCUGCUCAUGUCUGGAUGAAGAGGUAUUUAUACCCGAAGCUCUGCUGAGUUUCUCAGGGAAGCGAAGGCGUCGGAUUGAAUGCUGAGAAGUGGGGAAAUCGCGAUUUAACACGAAGUAAAGAAGAGCAAAGCGAAACGUUGUAACGCCCAUGGCGUCAUCAUCGACUCUCAUCUGCAUUGGCGGCGGUAAGAAGGAAAGACCUAGAGGAAGAGGCGAGUCCGGGCCUGGAGGAUUAAUGUUUUGUGAUGGGCCUCAAAUUAAAACACAAAAUCCAAUUAAGUUAACAAAACCCAAUCGUAAAUUUUAUCCAGUGAGAAGACGACACAUGUCAUUUUUCCCCCCAAGGAGAUAAAAAAGCUGACUUUAUUGGUAUAGAUUAGCCAAUGCUGAAAUUUGCAUUUUUUAUGCUGAAAUUUGCAUUUUUUUAAUUAAAAAAUGCUGAAAUUUGCAAAAAUUGAACUACAGUAAAAAAAACAUAUGGGCUUAGCUUCUAGGGUCCAAUAAGUUAAAUUUAACGUACUAGCUAGGUGGUCCAUGGAAUAGAAUCCCGGUUGCUGGCUUCGCUCCCAUCUUCUUAAAGGGUGCAGGAUUGAGAAGCGGGAACAGGAUAUUCAUCUCCAAUUCAUCCAACACUUUGUUAGUUCCACGAGAAACUCUAGCUUCCUUUUUAAGCCCCAUUGUAGUCAUCUUGCUUCUACCUUUGAUUCAGUGGUAAAAUACUGGAGGCGUAAAGUGGAAGCUGCAGAAAAGCUUAUAGCUAGCUCAGAAAGCCCUAAAAUAUCGUAGGCGUAAAGUAUAGCAGGCAGUGGCGGACGGAGGUGAUGAGGUACGGGGGCAUGUGCCCCAAUCUAAUUUUGAAUUUUCUUCAGUAAUUGCUUAUAGUUUAACAAAUGCACCCUAACCCUAUAACUAUAAUAUAAUGAAACAAAAUGAUGUGCCCCCAUCUCAAUAUGAUCCUGCAUCCGCCCCUGAUAGCAGGUUAUAUAUACUUCCAAUGUUUUCAAACCCGGUCCAAACAGUGAACUGGAUAAUUUUUUGUGUCAUCGGGUUAUUAGUUCGAUCGCAGACCAAUGUAACCGCAUAUUUAUAAAUUAAUUAUUUUUUAUAUAAUAAAAUAAUAGCUAUUGAAAAAUAUAAAAGAUAUUUUGUGUUUUAAAAACAUUUUGAAAAAUAGUUAAAUUAUGUCUAAUGUAAAUAAUAAAAUUUACAUCUAAUAAAAAAAUAUCAAUACUUAAAACAGAUAAGUAUUUAAAUGUGUAAUAUAAAUAAUUAAAUUAAAUUUUGAAUCCAAAAUAAAACAAAAGUAAAACAUCAAAUUGUAAUAGAUUAUCGAUAGAGUAACAAAAAUAAACUAGAAUAUAAUACAGUAGGCUCUUUGUAUAUGAGAUCUCCAAUACACUAAAACUCAAUAUUACAUAGAGAUUUUGCUGUUUUGGCAAAAAAUACUAUUUUGUGGUUUUAAGGAAAAAUAUGGGUUUCUAACUUUUUGAAAAAUAUAUAUGAUAUUAUUUGUUUGUCUAGACUUGGAUCUAAAUGUUUGUUUGAGUAAUAAUAAAUUGAUCAUUUGUUAUUUGGACAUAUUCAAUUUUUUUCUAGAUUUACACUGAAUCUCGUUUUAUGCUCAUUUUAAUACCAAAAAACACAUCAACUUUCAUGUAUCCAGAUGACCAAACAAACAUGCCCUGUAAUUGACGGAAUCAAAACUCAUAUGCUGUAUAUGUCUAAAUGGAUUGCUUUUUCAGAAAAAAGAAUAUAACAAAUAUCAUAUCUGACAUAAAGAAAAGAAGAACGGAGGUACGCAACAGCGUAAGCUCCUGUUCAAAGUAUCUGUAUGAAUUAUGGAGUAUGCUUUUUGUCCAGGCAUCGUAAAGCCAAAAUGUACUUUUCUUCUUCUUUCUUGUACCUAAAAGGAAAGAGGACAAACAAGAUAUUUAUUUAUACCACGUGAUUCGAUCGUAUUAUGUAUUCAAUACAUAUAAAAGUUAAUAUAAUUUUUUCCCUUAAGAAAAGAAAAACUACAUAGCCGUGAUGUUCUUCAGCUCUGAUCACCCUAAACACGAAUUUGAAGAAUCUCAGCAAUGCAAAUCUAGAGAUGCAAUUUGCUAUCUUUGUAAAAAUAAGGUUUCUUUGGUGGAGGAUGAGUCGAAUGCAUUUUACUGUUGUCAAGGAUGUGGAUCCAAUUUUCACAAGGAUUGUCUCACGGUAACUUAUCCAAAGUGCCAUGAGCAUACACUAACCUUCAUUCGUCGGAAGAUUCCCUUCCCUUGUGAUGUUUGCGGGCAAGAGUUUCCCGAUGAGAUGUACGGAUGUUUACAGUGCGAUUUCUUUGUAAAUAGACAUUGUAUAUACCUACCAAGGGUUAUAAAGAUCACACGUCACUCGCACCGUCUCUCUCACGUUCUCCGCAUCUCUGAUGGCGACAACGUUUGUGGAAUUUGUCGGUCUCUAGUUGAUGUUGGGUAUGGAGGAUAUUCUUGUAUUGACAAGACAUGCAAUUAUGUUGCACAUUUUCAUUGUAUUAUUCGCUUCAAUGUGUGGGAUGGCAAAGAUGUUGAAGGAGAAGAGGUUGCUGCCUCUGAAGCUGAUGAUGUUGCGCCCUUGUUGUUGGUGGAGGAUAUAGAUGGUGAAUCAACAUGGCGUCAUUUUAGCCAUGACCAUGACCUAUUGAGAGUAGUCGAAGAGCAAGAAAGUGAGGAGUUAUGUCAAGCAUGCAUACUUCCCACUUAUAAAACCGGUAAGUUCUUGCGCUGCAAGGAGUGCGACUUUGCUCUCCACGAAACGUGCGCCUGUCUUCCUCGGAAGAUGGCGCACGGGUUACAUGUCCAUCCCGUAACUCUACAUGUCGAAACCGGGGAUGGAUUCUUCAUUUGUUCUGUGUGCAACCAAUACUCUUGUGGACUCAUGUCGUACAAAUGCAACCAAAAAGAUUGUGGAUUCAAAAUGGACGUAAGGUGUGCUUCUUUCGUCGAGCCAUUCAACCAUACUGCUCUCCCACAUGAUCCAUUCUAUCUGGGAGUAGACUUUAACGAAUACAUUUACCGGUGUUACGGUUGCAGGCAACGUUCAAGGUUCACAGCAAGAUGUGUCCAAGGCAGCAUCGACUUUGACUUCAAAUGCCUGAAUUUACCAGGACUGAUUAAAUACAAGUGUGACGACCAUCCACUCACCUUAUACUAUGAUCAUAGAGGUCAUAACAGUGGGUGGUGUGAGAUAUGUGAAGAAAUUAUAGAGAAAGGACGAAUUAUCUACACCUGCCGCCAUUGCUUCACCACUCUACAUGUUGACUGCAUCUUAGGGAAAUACCCUUAUUUGAAAUGUGGCCAUAAGAUCAAAGUGAAUGGUUUCGAGGUCGAGAUUGCUUCAAACAAUGGUGCUUCUCGCCCAAUUUGUCAAACCUGUCACCGUAUUUGCCAAGACAAACACGUUUUCAAUGGAAAAGAUCAAGUAUGCUUCUGUUCUGUCGAGUGUAUUCCUUCCCAAGCUUGUUCUUAGAUUCAAAAUAAAAUGUCUAAAAUGAUCGAUUAUAAUAUACUGUGUGGAGUAAAUAAAAUUAUGUUUAUGCUAGGACAUGGCAAAACCAGUUUAAUCAUAUGUAAUAAUUCUCCUUGUAAUCAUAUGUAACAAAAAUAAAAUAAAAAAUCCUUGUUAAUAAAGGGACUCUAUCUUAAGAAUCAUUAAACCAAAUAACUUUUAUAGGGAUAGCUCAUCAAGAAAUCAUCAAACCUUAAGAAAAUAGAUUAUACGUUCGCUUAGUUUAUAUUAAAUUUCCGAUCGAAAACAUUACUUCAAAACUGCAAUGUAUCAAAGUUAAGACUGAGCCCCUAACAUAGAAACACUCUAACGUGCAGUUCAUAAGAAAGGCAGUUUUGACAUUGUAAACGAAGAGAGGAGUACCCGUAGGUGCACGUAGGGUUCAACACAGCUAGCCAAGCAUGUUCAUGUAUCAUGGUCGCCUAUAUUUGUUGACCUUCAAGAACACACCGUUGCAUGUUAUCCAAGUAUCCAAGUAUCUGAUACGAUCCUUUUGUUUUAAAAGUUUGGUUUAAAUACUUGCAACAUCUUAUAGCAUAAUUAAGAUUUGUCACCCGUCUCAAACGCAAAAGCUGCAAAAUCUUCUUUUGUCGUUGGGGGUCAAUGGCAUUGAUACGGAGAUUGGAGACUAUUUGUAAAGACUCUUUAUGGCUAAGAGGGUUUGCGAGUAGUUAGCGAAGUAUUAUACUAGUAUUGUGGACAAGUAGUCGUAUACAGAACUACAGAAGAAUCUAAGGAUAAGGAGAAGCAAUGACGUACACUUGCAUCAGUCUAGUACAAAGAGAGUUGUACGUAAGUAAAAUUCGCAUAAAAGAAAUAGUUUAACGUAUAUUCCCAUUCCCCAGGCCAUGACUUUGUCAGGGUCCACUUUUCUACAAAAAGGUUUAUGAACAUUUUUAAAAAAUAAAAAUAGAAAAAAUACCGAACACACAACUCUGAAUUUUCUCCAUUUUUAUAGACUUUUCUUGGUUCAUUCACCCAAAUAUAAUCUCUAACGCCUUGUUCCGUAAUUAAAUGAUCUCAACUAUCUCUCAUUGAUUAAUUAUUAAAUAUAUAAAAGAUCGGUUCCUUUGCUCUCCACUACUAGUGAGAUCGAUUCCUGAAGAAAAAAAAAAGAAGGAUGGGGAGAUUGUUCUUGGUGGAACUGGAAGGCAAGUCCUACUGUUGUCGUCACUGCAAAACUGACAUCGCACUCUGCGAUGAUGUCGUCUCUAAGGUUUUUGAUUUCUUUAGUCUUUUCAAUCACGCCAUGGGAAAGCUUACCUCUUCAGUAAGGUGUAAGUUAAUCUACAAAUGGCCAAAGCUCGAUAUGAAUAGUUUUAUGCACGUUAACUAGUAGUCCUUGGGGAUUUUGUGUGGGGACAGAGCGAAUGUGUAUGCUGGGAAGAAGGAAGAUAGGAUGAUGAUGACUGGAAUGCACACUGUGGUUGAUAUCUACUGCGUCAAAUGCGGCUCUUAUGUUGGAUGGAGAUAUGAGUUUGCUUUUGAGAAGAGCCAAAAGUACAAGGAAGGCAAAUCUGUUCUCGAAAGGUACAAGGUUUGGGGUCCGGAUGGGAACAAUUACUGGGUGGCUCAAGAAGUUGAAGCUGGAGAUAGUGAUACUGAUGAUUGAUUGAUGAUAUAAGAAGCUUCAUCUCAAAUAACUCAUUAUCUGAUUUGUACAUUCUCUCUUCCUCUUUCAUCUCUUCUAUCAUUCUUUUCAAUCUCUUUUUUCUGAACCAUCCAUCUUCCAUUAGUACACCUUCAAAGAUCAAAUGUUUGUGUUGCAACCACUUGUAGAACACAUACAUUAUCUUAUUUAUCAAAGCUUUAACUUCGUUU
Molecule: messenger RNA, 5424 nt
Organism: Brassica rapa (field mustard)
Lineage: Eukaryota; Viridiplantae; Streptophyta; Magnoliopsida; Brassicales; Brassicaceae
Source: RefSeq, a predicted model, not a curated record